AUGACCUCAAGGAAUUUUUCUUUGCCACGGCAAAUGAAGUCAGGAAAACCAUCCUGGGCCCUCUCUCUCCCAAGUGCAGUUUGAUGGGGAAUAUCAAGACUGUUUUGCAGCGGAUGCUACCAGAGGACUCGUACCAGCUGGCUACGGGGCGGCUGCACAUCUCGCUCACCCGGGUGAUGGAUGGCCAAAACGUCAUAGCCUCUGAGUUCAACUCAAAAGAGGAGCUCAUUCAGGCUCUCCUCUGCAGCUGCUUUCUUCCUAUCUACUGUGGAUUCAUCCCUCCGUCCUACCGAGGUGUGCGAUACAUUGAUGGAGGUUUCACCGGCCUGCAGCCCGUUUCCAGCUUGGAGGAAGCUGUGAUCACUGUGUCCCCAUUCACAGGAGAGAUCGAUAUCUGUCCGCGGGAUUGUCCUGCUAUCUUCUUCUGUUUGCAGAUCUUCAACGGCAGCAUUCAGAUCUCGAUAGAAAACCUCUGCAGGAUUAGCUAUGCUCUCUUUCCACCUAGCACCAUGGUUUUGAAUGACAUUUUCUCCCAAGGGUACCAGGACACUGCCCUUUUCCUCUACAGGAACAAUGCCUUUGGCUUUAACUACUUGAAUGGUAAUUUCCGCUUCGCCAGCAUGUGGGGGAAGAACGACUUUGCACAAUCCAGCAGAACACGCGCUGGCCCAGGCAAGAGGACACCACAGUGCCUGACUCCUUGCUUCCUGCCAG
Molecule: messenger RNA, 714 nt
Organism: Antrostomus carolinensis (chuck-will's-widow)
Lineage: Eukaryota; Metazoa; Chordata; Aves; Caprimulgiformes; Caprimulgidae
Product: patatin-like phospholipase domain-containing protein 1
Exons: 5
Biological process (GO): lipid homeostasis; triglyceride catabolic process
Cellular component (GO): cytoplasm; lipid droplet; membrane
Molecular function (GO): triacylglycerol lipase activity
Source: RefSeq, a predicted model, not a curated record